AUGAAUUUUAAAGUCUUCAUUAUUAUGCUGAUUUUUCUCAUUAGUGGAGGUAUUCUAUUAAUUCAUUUUAGUUCUUACUAGCAAAGUAAAAGAAUGCUAGGCAAAAUGUGAUUCUUAGAUUAAUAUUUGUAUCUAUACAUGUGCAUCAUCUCAACUGAGAUAAUCUUUAGAGAGUUAAUCGCAAUGCAAAAAAAUGUGUGAUUAAGUGAAUAAAGAAUGCAAGAGUUCUAAAUGUUAUUUAGAUAGUUGA
Molecule: messenger RNA, 250 nt
Organism: Paramecium octaurelia
Lineage: Eukaryota; Ciliophora; Oligohymenophorea; Peniculida; Parameciidae
Source: the annotation of a GenBank genome assembly